ACAGAGCUGGCAGUGCCUCAAGAACUGUGCCCCUCUGUCCUAGGGAAUUACAGGGGGUCUUAUAGGUGGAACCCGCAGUCCAGGGUAAGUGAAAAGGAUCAAAGUGGUGAAUGUCUUGCAUUCUUCUUCUUGCAAUAUUUUAAAACAGUUACUGCUGGCGUCAGGCAGCCUGGUAAUUGGGUCUGUUCAUCUCUGGGUUAUCGGCCUGCGACCUUCUUUCUGAAAUGUAAACAGCUAAGAGGGGUGAUUUGCUACAAGAGAAUGCAGCAAGAGUAAGUGCCAGGUGCAGGGUACAAUUCAUAUGGAAUCAGAGAGUAAUUAGUUUUGCUUAGCUUUGUGAAGGACAAGUCUAGCUACAAGUGUUUGUUAGUAGUAACAGCUAAAGUAUAACCAAGAUUGAUUAAUUCUUUCAGGCCUGUUUAUGCUGUUUCCCCAGCCUGCUCAUUGUUUCUUAUUUUCCUUGUUUAUCAGAAGAGUCUCAUUUCUAUUUUUGCUGCAACAGUAACAGUCUUUUGUGGUUUGUGAUAGUACAAAACUGAAUAUAGCACAACCGUCCAUUACUCGGGGCUCACUAAAUAAACGAGGCUGCUUCCUCUUCCGAGCAACCUAAGGAGAGGGUAGAUCCACGUGACCCGGAGUCCAGGAUGCGUCAUCGAGUGCGAACAGCCACAAUUCACCAACUCUGCUACCACUUAUAUUUUUUAAAAGUGCGAGUCUCUACAGGAGUGUGCAACCGAGCUGUGAAAGGCCAGGCUUCCGAGAAGGAGUGGCGUGUACUCUGGAGGCGCGGAGACUUGUAACUAGUUAAUUAAUUCAACAAACGGACCCUUCUGCGUAUCAGAAACUGCAAGGAGUUGCUAGCCCAGUGGGGCAGGCGGACUGGAAGACCAGGAAAGGCCAGGCCCCGGGCAGUGUGACACUGCCCUCUGUGACCAUGAAACUCUGGGUAUCCAUGUUGCUGGUGGCCUGGUUUGGUGUCCUGGGCUGUGUGCAGGCUGAAUUCUUUACUUCUAUUGGGCACAUGACAGACCUGAUUUAUGCAGAGAAGGACCUAGUGCUGUCCCUGAAGGAGUACAUCUUGGUGGAGGAAGCCAAGCUCUCCAAGAUUAAGAGCUGGGCCAACAAAAUGGAAGCCCUGACCAGCAAGUCAGCUGCUGACCCUGAAGGCUACCUGUCCCACCCUGUGAAUGCCUAUAAACUGGUGAAGCGGCUAAACACAGACUGGCCUGCGCUGGAGGACCUUGUCUUGCAGAACUCAGCUGCAGGCUUUAUUGCCAACCUGUCAGUGCAGCGACAGUUCUUUCCCACUGAUGAAGAUGAAACGGGAGCCGCCAAGGCCUUGAUGAGACUUCAGGACACAUACAAACUGGACCCAGACACAAUUUCCAAAGGGGAGCUUCCAGGAACCAAGUACCAAGCAGUGCUGAGUGUGGACGACUGCUUUGGGAUGGGCCGCUCGGCCUACAAUGAAGGAGACUAUUACCACACAGUGCUGUGGAUGGAACAGGUGCUGAAGCAGCUCGAUGCAGGGGAGGAGGCCACCACAUCCAAGGCCCAGGUGCUGGACUAUCUGAGCUAUGCCGUCUUCCAGUUGGGUGACCUGCACCGUGCCCUGGAGCUCACCCGCCGACUGCUCUCCCUUGACCCGAGCCAUGAACGAGCUGGAGGGAAUCUGCGCUACUUUGAACGGUUGUUGGAGGAAGAAAGAGAAAAGAUGUUAUUGAAUCACACAGAAGCUGAGCUAGCACCCCAGGAAGGCAUAUAUGAGAGGCCUGUGGACUACCUGCCCGAGAGGGAUAUCUACGAGAGCCUCUGUCGUGGGGAGGGUGUCAAACUGACACCCCGAAGGCAGAAGAGGCUUUUCUGUAGGUACCACCAUGGCAACGGGACACCACAGCUGCUCAUCGCCCCUUUCAAAGAGGAGGAUGAGUGGGACAGUCCACACAUCGUCAGGUACUACGAUGUCAUGUCUGACGAGGAAAUCGAGAGGAUCAAGGAAAUUGCAAAACCCAAACUUGCACGAGCCACUGUUCGUGAUCCCAAGACAGGUGUUCUCACUGUUGCCAGCUACAGAGUUUCCAAAAGCUCCUGGCUGGAGGAGGAUGACGACCCUGUUGUGGCUCGGGUGAAUCUUCGGAUGCAGCACAUCACAGGCCUAACAGUAAAGACUGCAGAAUUGUUGCAGGUUGCUAAUUAUGGAAUGGGAGGACAGUAUGAGCCACACUUUGACUUCUCUAGGCGACCUUUUGACAGCGGCCUCAAAACGGAGGGAAAUAGGUUAGCGACGUUUCUUAACUAUAUGAGUGAUGUGGAAGCUGGUGGUGCCACUGUCUUUCCUGAUCUGGGGGCUGCACUUUGGCCUAAGAAGGGCACGGCUGUAUUCUGGUACAACCUCCUGCGGAGUGGGGAAGGUGACUACCGAACGAGACAUGCUGCCUGCCCCGUGCUUGUGGGCUGCAAGUGGGUCUCCAAUAAGUGGUUCCAUGAACGAGGACAGGAGUUCUUGAGGCCAUGUGGAUCAACAGAAGUUGACUGACAUCCUUUUCUGCCCUUCACCUCCCUGGCCCCACAGCCCAUGUUGUCUUCAAGUUCAACGUGACAGACCCCCUCUACUUUCCAGCCCUUGUCAGGCGGGUCUUUGGAGGCGUGAAUGUUUGUCUGGAGCAGAGAAGGUCCUGGGGAAGGUCCUGGGUGACUUGGGUGACCUGGGUCCCAGCCUCACCAGUCAGCUAUCUCUGGCCGCAAGGGUAGGGUUGGAGCAGAGUCAGGUGGUCUAGCACCUAGCAAGGUGCUUUUGUACCUCAGUGCUUUAGGUGUGAGAUGUUUCAGUGAACCAAAGUUCUGAUACCUUGUUUACAUGCUUGUUUUUAUGGAAUUUCUAUUAAUGUGGCUUUAACCAAAAAAUAAAAUGUCCCUGCCAGAAGCCUUAAA
This is a messenger RNA of Balaenoptera musculus (blue whale), 2931 nucleotides long. It is a transcript of the gene P4HA2, whose product is annotated as prolyl 4-hydroxylase subunit alpha 2. Lineage: Eukaryota; Metazoa; Chordata; Mammalia; Artiodactyla; Balaenopteridae. The record is from RefSeq and is a predicted model, not a curated record. Gene Ontology annotation, biological process: peptidyl-proline hydroxylation to 4-hydroxy-L-proline. Gene Ontology annotation, cellular component: endoplasmic reticulum. The transcript is spliced from 16 exons. Gene Ontology annotation, molecular function: protein binding; iron ion binding; procollagen-proline 4-dioxygenase activity. The coding region runs from base 935 to 2536 and encodes 533 amino acids.